This is a messenger RNA of Amblyraja radiata (thorny skate), 1070 nucleotides long. Its product is annotated as amine sulfotransferase-like. Gene Ontology annotation, molecular function: sulfotransferase activity. The record is from RefSeq and is a predicted model, not a curated record. The transcript is spliced from 6 exons. Lineage: Eukaryota; Metazoa; Chordata; Chondrichthyes; Rajiformes; Rajidae. Bases 1 to 861 code for a protein of 286 amino acids.
AUGGCAACAUCAUCUAAUAAACAAACCAUUUUUCAGUACAAAGAUUGUAACUUCAUCAAGAACAUCCACCAACUAGAACAUUUGGAAAAAAUUCAUCAGUUUGAAAUAAAGGAGACUGAUGUGAUUGUAGUCACAUAUCCGAAAUCAGGAACUAUAUGGAUGCAACAGAUUUUGAGUUUAAUUUAUUCCGAUGGGGACUUGUCUGUUGUACAAAGCAAACAAGCAAUAUACCGUAUUCCUUGGAUGGAGGUGCCAAUAAAUAACUUUCAGGAAUUGCCAUCGCCUCGUUUGUGUGUCACACAUUUACCCUACCGCUUAAUUCCAAAAGAUUUGAGGAAAGGAAAUGGAAAAGUUAUUUACUUGACUCGAAAUCCAAAGGAUAUUGCUGUUUCUUUAUAUCACUUUCAAAACUAUGUUACUUUUCUGGAAUCACCAUCAAAGUUUGAAGACUUUCUGGAGGAAUUCAUUGAUGGCAACGUAAUAUACAACUCUUGGUUUGAUCAUAUUCGUGACUGGUAUAACCACAAGGAUGAAUUUGACUUCCUAUUUCUGUCCUAUGAAGAAAUCACGAAGGAUUUAAGAACCACAAUUACAAAAAUAUGUGACUUCCUUGGGAGAAAGUUGGGUGAAGAAAAGCUUGAUAUAGUGGUGGAGGAGUGUACCUUCAAAGCUAUGAGCAAUAAUCCAAUGGCGAAUUACAAAGAUUUGGAAAAUAAAAACCCAAAUGGGUCAUUUCUCCGAAAAGGAAUAAUUGGAGAUUGGAAAACUCUUUUCACUGUGGCUCAGUCGGAGAAGUUUGACAAAAUAUUCCAAGAAAAAAUGAAAGGAUUUCCUUUUAAAUUCACCUGGGACAGCAAAUAAUGAAACAGAUUAUCCACACAACAGAGACCUAAGUUACAGAAAUAAGUGGAAUGAUGUAUUACAAUACAGGCCGAUGUUGUGUGAAUGAGCAUAUGUUAGUUUAUAAACAAGUAAACAUUAUGUUACAACUUGACUUGUUACAUAGUGUGAGUAGAUGAGAAAGUGGUAUAACAUAGUACUAGUGUGUAUGGGUAAUCAUGAUCAGUGUG